AUGAAAAGUCAAACGUUAGAUAUUAAAUCAAUAACUCCAAGGUGUGAGUCAUUCCGUUCUUCUUUCUCGCCAUUUUCUGACGUUGAAAUUUCUUUGCCACCAAAAAUUUGCAAAACACCUGAGCCAUGGAUAAUGAUGAAAAAUCGUCAUAGAAGACUAACUCUUGAUGAGUUUUGUUUAUCCCCAAAUUCUCCAGAUGUUAUAUCAUAUGAUGAAAGUCAAAGAGUUUGUGAUACAGUUCUUCCUUCAGAACAAACAUUAAUAGGAGUAAGAACAAUUGAUCUAUCUACACUUAAACAAGUAAUAAAAGACCAUGUUUCUGUUGAAAUUAUUGAUUGUAGAUAUCCCUACGAAUAUAAUGCAGGGCAUAUCAAAGGUGCUUUGAAUCUUUGGAAUGAAGAUCUUUUAUUAAACCAUUUUCCAAUAGAAAAAGAUGUACCUCAAAGUCCAUCAAUUUUACUUUUUUAUUGUGAAUUUUCUGGAACAAGAGCACCUGCAUUAGCACGACAUUUCAGAAGAACUGAUCAACACAGUUGUAACCCAUAUCUUAUUUAUAAAGAAGUCUAUUUAAUAGAUAAAGGAUUUUGUGAAGUUUUUGAACAUUACAAUGAAAUAUGUGAAGGUGAGUAUAUAGAAAUGAAUGAUGAACGAUUUGUUAUUAAAAAAAAGGAAUGUUCUCGUAUUAUUGCUUAUAUAAGAAAGGGAAGACAAGUCUCUUCUCCUAGAUAUUCUAAUAUUACUCCAUUAUCACUUUCAGCUCCCUCAGUAUAA
Messenger RNA from Entamoeba nuttalli P19, 771 nucleotides. RefSeq names its product rodhanase family domain containing protein. Gene Ontology annotation, molecular function: protein tyrosine phosphatase activity. The coding region runs from base 1 to 771 and encodes 256 amino acids. The record is from RefSeq and is a predicted model, not a curated record. Gene Ontology annotation, cellular component: nucleus; cytoplasm. Lineage: Eukaryota; Evosea; Mastigamoebida; Endamoebidae. Gene Ontology annotation, biological process: protein dephosphorylation; positive regulation of G2/M transition of mitotic cell cycle; G2/M transition of mitotic cell cycle. The transcript has a single exon.